Capra hircus (goat) is the source of this 3617-nucleotide messenger RNA. It is a transcript of the gene UVSSA, whose product is annotated as UV stimulated scaffold protein A. Gene Ontology annotation, molecular function: RNA polymerase II complex binding. Gene Ontology annotation, biological process: transcription-coupled nucleotide-excision repair; response to UV. The transcript is spliced from 14 exons. Gene Ontology annotation, cellular component: chromosome. The coding region runs from base 72 to 2441 and encodes 789 amino acids. The record is from RefSeq and is a predicted model, not a curated record. Lineage: Eukaryota; Metazoa; Chordata; Mammalia; Artiodactyla; Bovidae.
GGGCGGCUUGGCGGGCCGGGGUCGGAGCGCAGCCUUCUCUCGGGGGCGCCUCCUUCGUCCCCCGCCCCGUGAUGCCCCCGGCGCGCCCUGCCCUGGGCGCCGCCCUCUUCGGUCCGGCCGCGCCGCGGACUUCGGGGCCGGGGCUCGUCGGCCCUGACUGGCCCGAGGGCGGCGGGGCGCUGGGGCUCUGCCCCGGAGGGCGGGCCCGCCCCGGCGGCCCGGCAUCGGCGACGGCAGACGUUACUGCUGGUGGGAGACGCGGCGGAGCGCCGGGCGUCCUCGCUGCCCCCGACGCCGGCCGGCCCCCUGCAUACCCGCCUCGGGCGGCUGCCCGCGAGCAGCUCGAGAGGCAGCAACUCGCCCUGCGGGUCUGGGGGCCACCCCGUGGCUUUCGGAGGGAUGGUCGAGCUGGCGAGGGAAGAGAUAUGGAUCAGAAACUUUCAGAGUUGGUUGAAGAGCUCACAACUUCAGGAGAGCCCCAAUUGAACCCUGAGAAAAUGAAGCAACUGAAGAAAAUUUGCAAGUCUUCGGAAGAGCAGCUUGGCCACGCCUACCACCUGCUGAUGGCCCAGCUGAGCCAGGAGCACGCAGAGAUCCGCCUGUCCGCCUUCCAGGUCCUGGUCCAGCUCUUCGCCAGGUCUCACCAGUUCAGGACACUGGUCAUUUCCAACUUCCAGGAGUUCCUGGAGCUCACGCUGGGUACUGACCAUGAGCGGCCCCUGCCGCCCCCCAGGGAGGUGGCACAGAGGCUGAGGCAAGCGGCCACCCAGGCCGUCCAUGGCUGGAAUGAGAAGUAUGGUGCGGCCUAUAAGAAGCUGGCCCUGGGCUUCCACUUCCUCAAGCACAGCAAACAGGUAGACUUCCAGGACGUGGACGCUCGCACUCUGUCAGAAAGAAAGCGAGCAGAAGAGAGACAGAAGCGCUUGGACAGAAUCUACAAGGAGAGGUCCCAGUGGGCAGCGCGGGAGAUGGAAGAGAUGUCCACGGAGAUCCGGGGCUGCCUCACCGAGCUGGAGAGCUGCUUCCGACUGCUGCUGCCCUUCGACCUCAACCCGGUGCCCGGGUCCACCUGGUGCCCCGUGCCCGAGAAGGGUGACGGGGACGAGGAACAGCCCUGUUGCAGCAAGAGCCUGCCUGCCUGCUCAGGCCGCCCGGGAGCCGCGGGCGCGGGAGGGCCACCCUUGGAGGAGGAGGACAGCGACCCAGAGGGGUUCGUGCGGCACCACGGGCUGGGCUCCUGGCAGUACACGCUGGACGUGGAGCUGUCCUCAGACAGCCUGAGGGUGCGUGAGAGCGAGGACAACUCGGCCGUCAUCCGUGCGGCCCAGGAUGCGCUCAGGCUCAUCCAGAACAAGCUCCUGCCGGCUGCAUGCUCCUGGGUCCAGCUGUUCACCCGCGCGGGGAUGCACGGUGGGCCCUUGGAGGGUGCCAUCCACCUGAAGACCGAGCUGGAAGCGGCCUUGAAGAGGUCCCGGGAGCUGGACAUCGUGCCCGAGGAGGGCCGCAGCAGGGAGAUGGCAGCCCCCGGGGACGAGGAUGAAGACGAGGACGACUUUGUGGAGGUCCCGGAGAAGGAGGGCUACGAGGCCUGUGUCCCGGAGCACCUGCGGCCUGAGUGCGGGCUGGAGGAAGGUCUGGCCACACCAGGCUCGCAGGCGAGGAAGAGGCCUGGGAGUGACAUGGAGGCCUGCGACCCCACCUCUGCGGCCGCCCAACUGCACCGGCUCCAACCCCACGGGUCCCCAGCCUCGCCCCUGAGCCCCAGGGCUCCGCUGGCCCCGGAGCAGGCUGCACGGCGGGCGGCAGAGCAGGCCCGGGCGCCUGUCAUCCCCUUCGGGGUGGACCAGGAGGAGCCGACGGCCGGCAAGGUCCUCAAGAGUGACUCGGAGCACCGCUGCUGGAAGCCCUGCGAAGUGGACGCCGAGGCGGACGGCGCCAGCGUCUCCGAGGCCCUGCGGAGCCGCUGCACCACCUCCGCAGGGCAGUCCGAGCCUGUGCAGCACCGCUGCCGCGCCCCGCGGCCCGACGGCCAGCUCUGCGCGCGCCAGGACCGCCUGAAGUGCCCUUUCCACGGGAAGAUCAUCCCGAGAGACGACGCAGGACGGCCCCUCCACGCGGAGGACAGGGCCAGGGAGCAGAGGCAGCAGCUGCAAAGGCCAGCUGGGCGCCCAGACUGGCAGGACCCCGAGUUCCUGAGGGACGUGGAGGCGGCCACCGGGGUAGAUCUGGGCUCAUCCAGGCCUGGCGGGAAAGGCAAGGGCAAGCGGCGGAAGCAUCCGGGCCUCACUGACCUCAAGCGGCAGGCUGACACGGCACGUGCGCGCAUCGCCAAGAAAGUCUUCGCCAAGGCAGCCGUGCAGAGGGUGGUCACCGCCAUGAACCAGAUGGACCGGAAGAAGCACGAGCAGUUUGCAAACCAGUUUAACUACGCCCUGAACUAGAGGGCCAGGCCCGUGCGCGGGGUCCCCGUGCCGUCCGCGCCUCCUCGUCCAGGGCCCGGCGUGCACUGUUAAGCCAAGUGUCCCAGAGGCGUGGAUGUUCCUGCCGCGGGGACCUCUGCCAGCACUUAAGGCCCACCCGCCUGGUUGCCUGGGGCGGACGCGGCAGCCUGGCCACCAGGGGGCGUCUUGCACGGCCUGGGCGUUUUGUGACGUGGCUCAGGGUUGCUCAACGCCCAGGACGAGUGCAGCCCCGCCCUGCCGCAGCCUUCUCCGCUCCUCUCUGGGUCCGCCUGCUGGGCGCUGCCUGUGUGUGGCGCCGCCGCCCCACCAGCCUUCUCCGCGCAGCGCGGCGCCCUGAAGGCCAUCCCCCUGGUGCUGUCAGUGCGCCCUCCUCAGUCCAGAUGGCGCUCCGCUGUGAGAGCAGACCAGGCUCACGCUGCAUCGGACACGCGGGUGGUCCGCACUUCGGGGUUACGGAGGCUGUCGUGGCCGUUUGUGUGCAAGUUUUGCAUGGGCGUGUAUUUCCAUUCCUUUGGGGUUUAUGCCCAGAAAUGAAAUGGAUGGGUUGUGUAGUACCUCUGUGUUUAACUUGCUAAUGAAUUGCUGAAAUGUUUUCCGAAGCACCUGCACCCCUGAGGUCCGCGCCCAGGCACUCGUUUUCUCCGUGUUCUUGCCACGCUUGUCAUCGCUCUCUGUGAUUCUAGCCGUCGGAGUGGGUGCGAAGUGGCAUCUCACUGUGGUUUGACUUGCACUUUCCGAGUGAUGAAUGAUGGUGAGCGCCUUGUUGUUCAGUUGCUGAGUCUUGCCCGACUCUGUGACCCCAGGGACCGCAUCGUGCCAGGCCUGCCUGUCCGCCACCAUCUCCUGGAGUUCGCCCAGACUCAUGUCCAGCGAGUCACGAUGCCAUGUGACCACCUGUGUUGAGCAUCUUUUCGUGCUUAUUGGGCAUCAUUUAUCCUCUCUGGAGAAACAUUGAGAUCUUCUGCCCAUUCUCAGCUGAGUUGCUGUUUUGAGUUAUAAAAGCUCUUGGUGUACGCUGGAUACUAGGCCCUUGUAGGAUUUGCGAUUAUUUCCCCCGUUCUGUGUCCUCAUUCUCUUGCAGUUCCUCUGAGGCACAGAAGCUGUGAGCUCUGAUAUCCUGUGUGUCUGUCUUUCAUUUUGUCCGCCUCGUCGGAG